Molecule: messenger RNA, 770 nt
Organism: Populus nigra (black poplar)
Lineage: Eukaryota; Viridiplantae; Streptophyta; Magnoliopsida; Malpighiales; Salicaceae
Product: dirigent protein-like
Exons: 1
Coding region: 50-610 (186 amino acids)
Source: RefSeq, a predicted model, not a curated record
GCCUCCUCCCAUCUCCUUUAGGCGCUCAUACUCUCCGUACUUUUAGCCAAUGGAAGCUAAAAGACUAAUUUUAGCUCUCUUCCUUCUCUUCUUGCUCUCUAAAUCCUCUGCUUUCCCUAGCAGAAAAUCUCGAGUUCAUAAACCAUGCAAAAGAUUAGUCUUCUAUUUCCAUGACAUUAUUUACAAUGGCAAGAACUCCGGGAACGCAACCGCGGCAAUUGUGGGGGCACCAGCUUGGGGCAACAAGACCAUAUUGGCUAACCAAAACCAUUUUGGUGAUUUGGUUGUUUUUGAUGACCCCAUUACCUUAGACAACAACCUACACUCGGCCCCAGUAGGUCGUGCCCAAGGGAUUUAUGUGUAUGACAAGAAAGAAAUCUUCACUGCCUGGCUAGGUUUCUCUUUCGUUUUUAACUCCACUGAGCAUAAAGGAAGCAUAAACUUUGCCGGGGCUGAUCCAUUGAUGAACAAGACUAGGGAUGUUUCAGUGAUUGGUGGUACUGGAGACUUCUUCAUGGCUCGAGGAAUAGCCACAUUGAUGACUGAUGCAUUCGAGGGUGAAGUUUAUUUCAGGCUUCGUGUUGAUAUUCAGUUGUACGAGUGCUGGUGACAGUUUUUGCUUUGAGUUCAGCAUUUGAUGGUUCUCUCUUUUUAAUCGGUUUUCCAGCAAAAUUAAGAAGAAGGUUGAUUUCCUUUGGAGUUAUUGAAUCAAGAUUCGUGUAUCACCAAGUGUUUCAUAAUUGAAAUAACUUUUCAUGAGGUUAUAAUUA